AUCCGCAGAAACUGAAAACAACGAGGAAUCCUCAACUUCUUCGUAGUAAAAUGAAGAGGGAAUUGAACUCAAGGUGUUUUUAACAACCCAAAAAGAAGAAGAAGAAAAAAUGUAUAGAGGGAUGAUUUCUCAGUUCAAUAAAUCGCUCUCUAUGCGGAUUGCUUCAAACAUGUCAGCCUCCGUAUCUAAUUCUACUUCUCAGUGUCUCUUGCUUAGGAAUUCCAACUCAACAAUGGAGGUAGAUUGGAUUGCUCAAUGUUGCCGCAGUUGUUACAGUACCAUGGUGCAACCUUGGAGGCAAAAACUUUCUACUCAGAAAGAAAUGAAACCCUCAGCUGAGGUUCAAAACAACAAUCCAGCUAUACAAGAGCUUCCAAAGAAAGAUUUGAGUAUCAUAGAUAAGCGCGAGAUUGGGAGGACUGUGUCGGGAAAAGAUAAGGUCAAGUUUCUCAUGAACACACUUCUUGACCUCGAGGAUUGUAAAGAAACCAUCUAUAGCACACUUGAUGCAUGGGUUGCGACAGAGCAGAAGUUCCCAACUGUCUCUCUGAAGAGAAUGUUGAUUGCUCUUGAAAGGGAGCACCAGUGGCAUAGAGUUGUUCAGGUAAUUAAGUGGAUGUUAAGUAAAGGGCAAGGCGCUACGAUGGGAACUUAUGGCCAGUUGAUACGCGCUCUAGAAAAGGACCACAGGCCAGAAGAAGCACACAUCAUUUGGGCUAGAAAAGUUGGUAAUAAUAUGCAUUCAGUGCCCAAGGAGUUGUGUGACCUUAUGAUAUCGAUAUAUUACCAGAACAACAUGUUUGAAAGACUUGUAAAGCUUUUCAAGUGCCUAGAAGCAUAUGAUCGGAAACCUCCUGGUAAAUCGGUGGUGCAAAAAGUGGCUGAUGCAUACAAAAGUUUGGGUUUACUCGAAGAACAAAAGCUGGUAUUGGAGAAGUAUAACUAUUUAUUGAUUGAAAAAAGUAAGGAGCAUCCCAGGAAGUCUGAAAAAGCCGCGUGAAAGAAAGUGGAUAAAUCAGGUACCCGUUGCAUUUAUUGAUUUGCUUGGCUAUCUCAUCAUCACCUUUGCUGUUCCUAAUCCACCUUUUUUUGUAACAUGUAUACAAACUACAGAAUCUGACAAAUAUGCCUUCUGAACACUGUGAUCCAACUUUUCCCUUAUGUGUUUUUUAAUGGGAAAAAAAUGUUUACUGGGCAGUGAGCACAUACAUGACAUCUAUAUAGGACAUGAACUGUAAUCAGCUCUUGUUGAAAACUGGAUGUUUCAAGAUUUACUGAUAGAAUGAGUAGUUUCAUUGCCUAGAUAACACAAACAGAUGGUGAAAGAGUUUAAUCUUCAAA
Molecule: messenger RNA, 1341 nt
Organism: Papaver somniferum (opium poppy)
Lineage: Eukaryota; Viridiplantae; Streptophyta; Magnoliopsida; Ranunculales; Papaveraceae
Product: pentatricopeptide repeat-containing protein At4g18975, chloroplastic-like
Exons: 7
Coding region: 110-1000 (296 amino acids)
Molecular function (GO): protein binding
Source: RefSeq, a predicted model, not a curated record